This is a messenger RNA of Leishmania major strain Friedlin, 3345 nucleotides long. RefSeq lists its product as hypothetical. NCBI's taxonomy places the organism in Eukaryota, Euglenozoa, Kinetoplastea, Trypanosomatida, Trypanosomatidae. Bases 1 to 3345 code for a protein of 1114 amino acids. The record is from RefSeq and is a predicted model, not a curated record. The transcript has a single exon.
AUGGCUCCUGUUUCAUCGUGUGUUUUUGUCGAGGCGAGCGAGACGCUCGCACAGCGACGCACAAGCGCUGAGAUGCACCCGAAUGUCCAACAACAUGACGGACUUUCUGCGCGGUCACCCGCAUCACCGCUCGCACAAGUGCCGGGUCGAUCGGACAACACACACACAUACGAUGCCAACGCGAGCGAGGAGGUCGACGUUGUGAGCGCCACGACUUGCGCUUCAUCUCCAGAAGCGGUUCUUGAACAGCCGCGCCACGUCGCCCCACCACAGCAGCGUCCAGGGCGUCUGCAGCGGGCGCCUCGGCGUCGCUGGCGAUCGCGCUCGGCAUCAGCCCCUGAGUUGUCCUUACCGACGCCGCCGCCACAGCAUCUCUUCACGCGUGCGCGCGCCAGUCGCGAACAUGCGAACGAAGAUGCACGGUCGACAGGGGUCAGCCUCAGCAGUGUCACGGCCGUGGGUAGUCGCAGUCGCAGCUCGAGCAUGCUGGAUGGCAUGCGCCUCAGCCCCCCGCUAGUGACAACGGCAGCGCCAGGCAUCUCCGGGGUUACGAGUGCUGAUGACGAGGAGCACAGAGCCGAGCACGCCUCCGUGCUGUCUUGGAAUCCGCGCUCACGAGCUCACCCUCUACAUGGUGUCACCCAUCACGGCAGCAGCGCCAAGCGGAAGCGAUGCCUCGGCCACCGACCGUGGUCGGCAAGCGACGGACGGCCGCCGCCUGACUCACCGCAGCAGCCGCCGCUGCGGACGUCCCUCCCGAGCGCUCGCCCGUAUACGUAUGAUAUUCCUGCGACACUAGCAGGCCUUCUCUGCCGCUACCUCUCCCGGACACCGCCGUUAUCACCGGUAGAGGCUGCAGCAGGGGUCCCUCUGCCCGAAGAUGGCACCGCGUGCACUCGCUUUCUCUCAGUACGCUGGGGCUGCGUGGAGAUCACGGCGCCGCAGUCCCAGUCCAGUCCGCAUCGACGGCCUCCCGUGGAGGGGUGCUCGUGGACCGCGGCGUCUUCUUCCCCUUCCGCGCGCCCCCCUCCUCGUCCACCACUUCGUGCAGCGUCGUCCCCUUCACCACCACCGCGGUUGUCGGCCACCCACGUCAUUAACAAGCACGACGCCGACAAGGAGAAACGUGGCAGCAGCUCCGGUUGCAGCGCCACGAGUUGUCACGUUCCGCAUCGGUCGCAGCAGCCGCAACAGCAGGAGCACCUGUGGAACCUUCUCACGCACUACCCGCGUGACGCGAGUGCCUGUCUCGCGCUGGGCCUCAGCGUCUGCGCGGCGCUGGAUGCCAUGCGGGCAGCACCACCACCAGUGCUGCCCGUGGCGGUGCUGCAGGACAUCGCGGCGACGACGGCGACAGAGGUCUGCUUUUUCGUCCACGCCUGCGAGGAGGCGUGGCAGACGCCAGACAACGCAUCACCCGAGUCAACGGCAGCUCCACCGCCGCUCGCCAGGAGCGUCGACCACGCUACGUGCACGUGUGGUUGUUUGGCCGCGGGGCAGCUGCUCGACCCCGCUCUGUAUAGGUUUCAUCUCCUGUACUACCGCCACCACCAUCGCUAUGCGCCGUUGCCGCGGGGCGACGGCGGCGAAGGUCAAGCUGGCGAGUCGGUGAUGCGCGAUGCGCACAACGGUGGCGAGCGCAACGCGCUUGAGGAGGCGAGGGCAGCGGUUUUUGGCCACCCGCACGUUCAGGGGCAGCUGCCUCGACACCCACAGCACGCCCCGCUUCCUCCCCAUUAUGGGCGGCAGGUUCCCGGCACAGCGGCCGAGCGGGCACCCGUGCCCACUGCCACCCCUCCCCCUCCCCACUUCGCGCGUGUUCAAGGCACCUCGCCGACGGUGCUGCUGCCACUCCUUGCCGUGCAGACGCUCUCCAGAUUUGUGGGGGUCUCCAACGCGCGUCGGAGUUCGGCGAUGUCUCGUCAGCGACGGCGCUGGGGACUACGCGAGACGCGGCGAAGUUGUCAGCGCUCUUCCGCCGCCCCUCCAGGGUCCACUGCCACUGCCUCACCACCUCUGCUGGCGGCGGAUUCGGCGAGCGCGGCGGCGCUGGACAAGCAGGCGAUCUCGAGACCAUCCACGAUGCAACCGGCGCAAACGGCGAAGGGUAAGGACGACGAGGCGGAGGCGGAUCCAGUUAGCAACUACGCUCACUUCUGCGAUGAGACGGAGCGGUUGUGGGCUGUGAUGGCGAGCGUCUUGCUCGCUUGGAAGCAGCUCGAGCAGUGCGUCUCCUUGACUGUGCUCGUGCCGCGGCUGGAGGUGCUUCCCUCAUCCUCAUUGCACGCGCGGCAGUUCGCGCCGCAGUCACCAUCUUUGCAUGUCUCGAGAUCGUCGGACCUGUCUCCGCUCGCGCGCGCCGCCGCGUCGAUGCGGCUGCACCAAACCACUGUUGAAGGCAUGCUGCUGCAUGCCGCCUUUGAGCGCGCCGCGCUCGCUCGCCUGCGCGUCCGUCUUCUCUCCCUUUCCCCGAGGCCCCGAGACACGGCAGAGGCAAACCUGAGUGGCGACGUCGCAUCCUCGCUGCUCAUGAUGGAGAGCUUCCUGUACAGUGAGUUGAAGGGUCGGAUUGCCCACCUGCCGCUGUGGUGCGCCGUGGCGGUGGAGGUGCUGCAGCUCUACAUUGAGCAGUCUCGCCACGAUCGCGCGUUGCGGGAGCGAAGGGCGCAGGAGGAGAGCGACGGCGCUACUGUUCCGGGCGCUGCGGGCCGCAACGAUCACGCGGCAUGGGACUUUGUGCACUCCAGCCGUGUGCAGCAAGUCGUGCUACUCGCCACACGCAUCAUGACCCUUCCCUGCAUGUUCGCCAACGGCGCCUCCACUCCUGCCUUGGCAGCGGCCCGAGCCGAAACACCGCCGCCGCCACCGUGUCGGACGUGCAGAUGGCACCGAACCUCGCUGGCAAAUCACGCUGCGAGGGCCGCCCGUGAAUGUGACGACUCGCAGCACGCCUCGCAUGACUUCCAGGCCGCCGCAGCAACACCCGCUUCGCCUGUAGGUGCAAAAGUGGCUGUGCCAGUCUCGGCGGCGACCGUGACGCAGCUCUCGGCGGUGAUGGCCCGGCAUCCGCUCUUCGGCGUUGCUGUGGCGGUGGUCGGUGGUGGCGUACCACUGCACUGGGCCGAGGCGUGUGUGGCACCGCGCGCAAUGAAUGUCCACUCUCUCGCAACAGUGCCACCGCCGCCUCUGCCAGCACAGGUGAACAGCCGCAGUGGCGACGGGGUAGAUGCGUGUCGGACUCGUGUCGCCGCCAUGGCGGCAGCAGACGCUGAGGCACAGACAGCGUUGCGUCGACUGGUGCAACUUCUCCACAAGUGGCUGCGAGAGGCGGAAAGGCGUGCAUGA